AUGACUUUCAGAAUCGACGACUACAAUGCCUACCCCUCGCUGACGUCCAAACGGGACCCCCAGCUCGGCUCCUCCUCCUCCCACAACCGCAAUUCCAACCCGGACCCGAUUCCGGGUCCGCCUCCCUCUCAGGGCCCAUUCCCUCAGCCUAUUGGAUACCCCUACGACUAUGGAGUGCAGUAUCCGUCCCACACGGCCUCCAACAACUCGCUCCAGUCGUCGUCACUCAAUUACGGUCCCAGUAGCGAUUUUCCCACCCCCGUUGGUACUGGCUACGUGCAACCAGAGUUCAUGGGUGACAUGUGCCGAACAGUAUCAGCCAACCCCGAGUUUGAGUCUGGCAGCAGCUUUGUGUCUCCCAUCCCUCCAGGCAUGUUUGACAUGCCUGCGCCGUUUCCUCCUCCGCACUCCAACCCCAUCAAGAUAGAGCCGAGCCCAACACAGUCAAUAUCGUCUAGCCAAGAGAGGAUAGUCAAGCAGCGAAUCAAGUCCGAGCCCACUAUCAGUGUGUCUCGACCUCAGCAGCUGCCACCCAAGAACAGAACUCGUUCGGCUCACAACAUCAUCGAGCAGAGGUACAGAAACAAAAUCAACGCCAAGUUCGACACCUUGCUGAACACCGUUCCCUCGCUCCGGGUGGUGGUGCGGACCAAGAAGAAGCUGAAGACCGACAACGACUUCGAGUCUAGUGGCGACGACCUGGACUGCGCAGGCUCUGACGACGACGACCCCAACCAUCCAGUGGACUUGGAGGGGUUGAAGCCGGCUCGCAAGUUGAACAAGGGCACCAUCUUGACCAAGUCGAUCGAGUACAUCAAGUUCUUGGAACUCAAGAACCAGCGCAUGAAGCUGGAGAACGAGGAGUUGAUCAUGAAGGUAAGGAUGCUCGGGUUGCAUCCAGACACUCCCUACCGCAGGUAG
This is a messenger RNA of Suhomyces tanzawaensis NRRL Y-17324, 921 nucleotides long. It is a transcript of the gene HMS1, whose product is annotated as Hms1p. The record is from RefSeq and is a predicted model, not a curated record. NCBI's taxonomy places the organism in Eukaryota, Fungi, Ascomycota, Pichiomycetes, Serinales, Debaryomycetaceae. Gene Ontology annotation, molecular function: protein dimerization activity. The transcript has a single exon. Bases 1 to 921 code for a protein of 306 amino acids.